This is a messenger RNA of Miscanthus lutarioriparius, 318 nucleotides long. Lineage: Eukaryota; Viridiplantae; Streptophyta; Magnoliopsida; Poales; Poaceae. The record is from the annotation of a GenBank genome assembly.
AUGGCUAACGUGCCUGGUCACAACGAGGCAGACCAUGUGAUGGGCGCCCACCCCGCGCCGGCCCUCGACCAGGUUCAGCGCCGCCUCCUCGACGCCGGCCGCAUCCUCCUGACCGGCGGCUGGCUCGUCCUCACCUACACCAUCGGCAACCGCGCCACGAACGCCGAGCACGCUAUGUUCGGCUUCGCGCUUCUGCUUCUCGGUGUUUUUCUGGUCAUGCUGUCGCCGGUGGCCCAUCGGUUCCCGGGAGCAACACGGUUUGGCACCGCCGUGGCGGACGCCGUCCUCUUCUACUUAUUGGCGCCAGCCGGGAAUUAG